This is a messenger RNA of Scedosporium apiospermum, 1842 nucleotides long. RefSeq lists its product as uncharacterized. The record is from RefSeq and is a predicted model, not a curated record. The coding region runs from base 1 to 1842 and encodes 613 amino acids. Lineage: Eukaryota; Fungi; Ascomycota; Sordariomycetes; Microascales; Microascaceae. The transcript has 3 exons.
AUGGCUGAGGUGGCACUAGCCGUGAUCCCGAUCUGCCUCUCUGCCAUACAUGGAGCAUCGGUAGUAAGGGCAAAGCUUAGGAUUCUCCGGCGGCACGAUAGGGAGGUCGACCUCGUCCGUCGAAGGUUCCGGACCCAGGCCGAUAAUUUCCAAGAUGAGCUGUGUUGGGUACUCCUUCUCGCGUGCGAGGAUCAAGGGGUGUUAACCAGAGGCCGGGCGGAGGCCAUGGUCUUCGACAGCAAAGCUCUAGAAUGGGAGUCUAUGCGGGUGGAGGUUGCUCAAUCAUUAUGCAAGUAUCUUGGGACCAGGAUGGAUCGGUUUAAGGAAUGCAUCGAGGAGUUUGAGUCCACCGUUCGCAGGACAAAGUCCGCCAAAGAUGCAUUCCGAAUCGCUUUCAAGAAACAAGACUUCAUGGACCAGAUCAACAUCAUGAAGGAGAUGAACGCGCAGAUGAGAAAUUUAAGAGAAGCAUCCGCUUUCUUUAGCGAACGCAGUGCUCGGAGAUCGUCACACACAUCCUCGGGGGAGUCUCCACCUCCCGAAUACUCCGUCGUCGCCGUCCGUUCAUCUACAAGUCACCCUCGAUCGAUCCCGACCCCUCCAGGCCAAACAAGUCGCGAAAUUCUUAGACAUUAUAAACGCACGAGGUCGCUGUUGACAGGGUUCCUCGAUGGGCUUUCAACACAGUGGUCCUGUGGUGAUAGUACCCAUGAGCGCCAUACCGCAAAGGUACUACUGCGGUGCCUACAAUGCGGGAGUGGGGAUGCCGCCGUGGGCCUCUUACUGGAAUGUGCUGGCCAGGGGCGCCAGUUUCCCGCCCAUUCUCCCAACUGUCGCACUCUCCCAUUCCAGGUCAAAAGGUCGUCGAUACACCAGUGUCAUGGUCUCCUGUCUCCUGCCGCUAGCCUCGGUGGUGAUCCUUUCUCAGACCCGAUAUACUACAUGGAUGAGGAUGUUCCAUCGCCCAAAAGACGGAGAACUCUCACCUCAACCAGCAGUGACGACGAGGCGUCGACACUUGGGCCUGGGGUAACGCAUAUUGUUCCCAAAGAUGGUGAUAGCGUCUGCGGGCUGCUCAACCAGGCGAACAACCUGAUAGCGCUCGGCGAAUUUGAGAUAUCAAGGAAGUCUCGCUUUGAGUUCGACGACGCUGUCCAGGACGUUGAGAGCCUAGUGAAUACUGGCCAUCCAGUGGCCCUGUCAGCUCUCCUUGAACUCCCCGUCUACGAUGUCGUUUCCGACCGACACCGUAUCGCGGUGGCGUUAACGCUUGUCAAGGCCGUGUUGAAAUUCCACUCCACGCGCUGCUGGCCAGAGGGCUGUCUUAUGUCCCAAGUACAGUUCUACACCGAAAGAGACGACGACCCAGACCUCGCAGCAUGCCUCCACACUCUACACCUAACAGCCGACAUGUCUACCCCCGACCUGGAAAUGGACGCCGGGAUAGCGGCGGGCAAGGCCAACAACAGGUUGUCGAAGGAGGACAUCCGCCACGCCAAAGAGGCCUUCGGCAUAGAAAACAUGCUCCUGUACUGUGUUGGCGUCGCUCUCCUACAAAUCGGCAUAUGGGACACGGUGCCAUGGAAAGACGUGAUCACAGUUCGUCGGAGGAUGGGGCGACUGUCGUUCCUUGGGGAAAAAUACCACAGGGUAACCAAGAAGCUGGUCAACUGCAAUUUCGAAUCAGCAAGCAGCCUCUCAAACGAAAAUCUUCAAGCGGCCAUCAUCGACGAAGUCAUUUUCGUCCUGCAGGCCAUGUCUGACGAUUUGGCGAAGGAAGUGGAGCCGAGAAGCUGGCCGGAAGCUGGCCCUAGUAGUUUCUCUGCUCCCAUCAUGACCUGA